AUGAAAGGAAUUAAGGGUAACGAGAACGACGCCUGCCUAGUGGAUCCCGAUGGACUGACGAAAAUGAUGGCGAUUUCUCGUCGCGAAAAGUGUACCGUUUCCGUAGUGGGAACUGUAACAGAGGAGAAAAGAGUUGUUCUCACUAAUUUCGCUGAUGAACCUGAUGGGCGGAAACCGGUGGACUUUGACACGAAACUUCUGGCGGAACGAGAAAAGAAG
Messenger RNA from Cooperia oncophora, 219 nucleotides. NCBI's taxonomy places the organism in Eukaryota, Metazoa, Nematoda, Chromadorea, Rhabditida, Trichostrongylidae. The record is from the annotation of a GenBank genome assembly.